This is a messenger RNA of Talaromyces stipitatus ATCC 10500, 2073 nucleotides long. Its product is annotated as ribosome biogenesis protein Pescadillo, putative. Bases 1 to 2022 code for a protein of 673 amino acids. The record is from RefSeq and is a predicted model, not a curated record. The transcript has 3 exons. Gene Ontology annotation, biological process: maturation of LSU-rRNA from tricistronic rRNA transcript (SSU-rRNA, 5.8S rRNA, LSU-rRNA); ribosome biogenesis. Gene Ontology annotation, cellular component: PeBoW complex; nucleolus. Gene Ontology annotation, molecular function: RNA binding. Lineage: Eukaryota; Fungi; Ascomycota; Eurotiomycetes; Eurotiales; Trichocomaceae.
AUGGCAAAGAUUAAAAAGAAAGGAACCUCUGGCCAGGCCAAAAACUAUAUCACACGCACUCAGGCUGUCCGCAAAUUGCAGAUUUCUCUUCCGGAUUUUCGACGACUAUGCAUUUUCAAGGGUAUUUAUCCUCGUGAACCCCGAAACAAGAAGAAGGCAGCCAAGAACUCCACACCGAACACCACUUUCUACUACACCAAAGAUAUCCAGUACCUCCUCCAUGAGCCCCUGCUUCGGAAAUUUCGCGACCAGAAGGCGCUCGCGAAAAAGAUCGCUCGUUCUCUCGGUCGUGGUGAAGUCGGAGAUGCCGCGCGAUUGGAGAAAAACCUUGCGCCGAAGCUUACCCUUGACCAUAUCAUCAAAGAACGAUACCCAACUUUUAUCGACGCAUUGAGAGACCUCGAUGACUGUCUUUCGUUACUAUUCCUCUUUGCAAGUCUUCCGUCUACGACAUCCGUCCCACCCAAGACCAUUGCACGAUGCCAGAGGCUCUGCCACGAAUUCCAGCAUUACAUGAUUACUACGCAUUCCCUUCGCAAGUCGUUCCUUUCCAUCAAGGGUAUCUACUAUCAAGCUACCAUACAAGGUCAAGAUAUUCUCUGGCUUGUCCCAUACCGUUUCGUCCAACAGGUCAACGGCGACGUUGACUACCGUAUCAUGGCGACCUUCGUCGAGUUUUACACUACUCUGCUUGGCUUCGUCAACUACCGAUUGUAUACAUCCAUUGGCUUAGUUUACCCUCCCCGGUUUGACUCCGCUAGCGAUGAACGAGGCGCUGAACUGGCUGCUUUCAAGCUUGAAAGUAAGAAUGUCGGUCAUUUGAAGGCACUUGAACAGCCAACAGCAAACGGCACUACGCCCAGCGAGGUUUCCAAAGAGAUUCAACAAAAAGUGGACGACGUUGUCAAGUCAGCUGGCCUUGACGAAAUUCAAGAUACUACUGUGGCUGAAGAUCAAACAACAAAUGAAUAUGCGAUUGACAAGUUUGAGCCCGCCGCCCCGGAAGCAGACACAUUGCCUCAACCAGAUGGAAGCGAGAACGAAACUGGAAACCUCUUUUCAUCAUUCACCUUCUUUAUCUCACGAGAGGCUCCUAAGGCGCCAUUGGAAUUCCUCCUGCGCUCAUUUGGCUGCAAGCGUAUCGCAUGGGAUGCAGUUGCAGGAGAAGGUGCUUUCACCAAUGAUGAAACCGAUCCUCGUAUAACCCAUCAAAUUGUUGAUCGCCCGCCCCUUCCGGAGUCAUCACUUCCGGCUGUUCCUGAGGCGCAUGCAGACUCCGUGCGCAUUCGCACUGGCGGCCGCAUUCCAGGACGCACAUACGUCCAACCACAGUGGGUAUGGGAUUGCAUUAAUGAAGGGAAACUUCUGCGACCAGAUCUAUACGCGCCCGGAGCCACACUCCCACCGCAUCUGAGCCCGUGGGUCAAGACUACUAGAGGCGCUUACGAUCCUCGAGCAAGUCUAGCAGACCAAGAAGAGGAAGGUGAAGCUGAACGUGCGGAAGAAGAGGAGGAAGAGGAUGAAAGCGAAGACGAGCAAGUCGGAGAUGAUUCAAAGAUGGCCAACGGUGCUGAGGAAGAUGAAGUUAGCGAAGCAGAUGAUGACCACGGUAUGGACGUGGAUGAUUCCGAGCAGGAUGAAAGUGACGAAGGGGAAGAAGACGAAGAAGACGAGUUCGGUGGAUUUGACGAUGCUGCAGAAGCCGCAUCAGAAUCGGAAGAUGAAGACGAGGCUUUGCGAUCUCAGCACCAGAAAGAACUCGAAGCCGAAGCCGCUGGUCUGCCAUUCAGCGGAUCUACUAAGAGCUCAUCCACCAAAAAAUCCUCUUCCAAGACCAAGAAAUAUGAAGCCGAGCGACGCAAGGAAGAAGAAGAGCUCGAGAGACAGAAGAUGAUGAUGAGCCGGAAGAAGCGGAAAUUGUUGGAUAAGAUGUUGUACUCCAAUAAGAAGAAAGAGGAAGAAGCCCAAAAGUUACGCAGCAAGCGGAGAAAACUCGAGAAUGCUGCCAAGACGAAGGCUUGAGUUUAUAGAUAGUGUAUGUAUCGUAUUUUUCAUACGGCGUUUGAUGGUGUU